CGAAAGCCAUAUAUGCUAAGCUAGCUUAUAUACUAAGUACCACGAGAGAAAAGAAGAAGAAAAAAACAUGUCGGUAUUUAAGCUGCGAUCCAACAAACAGUUCAUCCGAACCCUCAAAGAGUCGCCGGACAUCCAAGUCCUUGAGUACGCCGGCGACCCGCUCGAUUUCGGAAUGGCCAACCUCGACGCCCUAAGCUGGAGCCCUCCGUCCGUCGUCGGCCCAUCUGCCGAGGCGACGUUCGAUGCGCUGGAGGUGUUCGGCGUCACGAUCGCCGGUGACCAACUGAAGGAGCUGGUUGGAGAUCUGAAGAUCAGCUGUAGUAGGGAUGACAGGAAGCUGUGCCUGGCGGUCAACCGUCAAGGCCUGUGCUUCGUGGCUGUGAAUACGGUCAAAGGGCUCAGGGCGAUGAGAGUCAACGAUCACUUCGGCUGGUCCAAGUACGGGGUGGUGCCAGAAAUCGGUAGCGACGACGUAUGGAGCGUAUGUGACAUGGGAAACGGCGACGUUUUGAUGGGGCCACCGACCGUGGACGGAAGCUGCGGUAAAGAUGAAGAUGAAGAUGCCAAGUUUUGUGGUGUGUGGAAAAAGGUGGUGGAGGAGAAGGAGAAGGUGAUGGAGAAGACGGAGGCGCUGCUCAGGAAGUCGAUUGAAGAGAAGGAACAAGAAGCGGCUUCUCUCAAGGCUGCCCUAAACGCCCUUACUAGUGCGGCAAAUAGAAAGAAAGAAAGAAAAUUAAGUUAGCUAGUGUGGUGUUCUAUGUUUUUUCUAUACUAAUAAAAAAGUGUAGAUGGUUGUGUUAAUGUGCAAAUUUCAAACUCAUAUGAGUGGAUUUUGUUUGUGGAUGUGUCAAUAAGCAACAUGUGAUUUAUGAUUAAAUCUCUAAACAAUUUGAGUUAUUUGGUGCAAAUUAAUUUAAAAUCAAUUUUAAUUAGGAAUGAAAGUAUUUGAUGCUA
Linum trigynum is the source of this 954-nucleotide messenger RNA. The record is from the annotation of a GenBank genome assembly. NCBI's taxonomy places the organism in Eukaryota, Viridiplantae, Streptophyta, Magnoliopsida, Malpighiales, Linaceae.